UGACUUUUAAUCAAAUAAAGAUUUCAGUUUUGGAAAGUUUCUACUAGAUAUCAGUUUUUAGCAAAAUAACACAAUACAUUAAUUUCAUACUUUACAAUUAUGAUUAAGAAAAAAAACAAAGGAAAUUCAAGAUCCUGAGAAGAGAAGUCAAAGGAAAAUUUUUCUGGUUUUGAUGAAUAAGUAAUGACAGUGAUUUGAAGAUAUUGUAGGACAUUAAGAAACGUUAUAGAAUGAAAGAAUUGAUGGUGAUGUGUUUCAUUGAAAAGUAUGUAGCAAAGUGGCAAUUGGACUGAACAAUAAGCAAGGGAAAAGUUGCUUUUUCCAUUUAUAAUGUGGAGCAACUAAGGUUUCAAAUUAUGUUAAUUAGUUGUAGAAUUCAUAAGCAUAUCAUUUGAAAUCAUUCAAGCAACACUAAUAAACAAAGAGACUAUGAGAAAUAUUGUUGUAUAAAUUUUAGAAUUUUCCUGCUUCAGCAUUUGGUUAUUAUAUUUUUGUAAAUUUUUUCAGAUAACUAUCAAUGUUACAAAAUAUCUUUAAUUUAGGUAUUUCUAAUGUAAAGAGUAGAGAAAGCCUAGUCAUGAGUGCUUCUGAUUUGAUUGACUCAGACCCAUUUGGAGCAGCUCCUUUCAGUUCAGCAAGUGCAAAAUCAAGUGGAAAAGAAAAAACGUUUCAAUCUGAACAGAUGUCAACAGCACCUUUAACUGGAACAGUUGCUUCUGCCGACCGUGAUAUAUCAUGCUACGUUCCACUAUAUUCCGAAGGUGAUGUUGACGGAGAAUUAAGGCAGCGUCACAGUAGUGAAAAUUCCAGUGCCUCUCGCGAAGGAAGUCAAAGCAUACACAGCAAGCGAUCUAGCAAAGAAAUCUUUGGUGCUUCAUUUGUUAAGAUUCCAAUAGAAGAUAGAUCAAAAUAUGAAAAAUUAUUAGAUUUUGAUGAGGAGGAACAAAAAAUGAUUCCUGUUACUCACGAAGAUAGUGAUUCAAUUGGCUCGGCAAGCGAUCUUAGAGCUCAAGUCGAUUCUAGUGAAGAAGAAGAUAUUUGUUCCGACACGUCAGAUAAAGACGAACAAGAAUAUCCAAAGACAGCUGAAAACUUAUCAUUUACCGACAGCAGUGCUACAGAGAAGACCAGAAAACUUUCGGAAUCCACGAAAGGAUCUUAUCAAGACGUUUUCAUUGGCCAUUGGGAAGGAGAUAAACCUCUUUUAGAAGACGAUGAAUUGUCAGAUGGAGAACAAAAACAAAUAUUAUCAGAAAGACAAAACUUUUCAGAAAUUCCAGUUUCUACCGAUAAAGAGAAACAUUCUGAUGUGUUUGGGGCUGCUCCUUUCAAAAAAUCCUCUUCCAUUACAUCUAAAAGUUCACUUAUUAAUAGUGAAACGGAUGAAAUUGAUGUGUUUGCACAAGCUCCUUUUAGAAAGCCCAAUACAAAAAUUUUAUCAGAAACAAGAAAAUUGCGUUUACAAAAGAAGAAAUCGAAAGAUGAUCCAAAAGAAGAAAUCAAGCCAGAAAAUCCAGACAUAACAAAUAUGGAACAAGCGAGACUACCUCUUACUUAUAAUCAAGUAACUCCUAUCAAUACCGAAAAGCCUCUGUCUUCACCUGUGCAGCAGAUAUCAAAGUGGAAAGAUAAGGAUUUGUUUGGUUCAGCUCCGUUUUCUCAAAUUUCAAAUUCCUUAUCGGGAUCAAAUAAAUCUAUCCAAAAUAGCCCAAAAAUAAGCUACCAGAAUAUUGGAAAAGUUCAAAAGCAUAGUUCUAGUGAAAUUAGAGUUCCCUCGCAGAUUAUAAUUGGAAGCAAACAGAGAUCGGUAGUUACUGUACCUCCAAUUACAACAAACAGAUCGCAGGUAAACGGAAGCCAAGAUUUAUUCGGUGCUAUACCAUUCAAUAACAUGGCAACUCAAUUAGUCGGUACAAACAAUUUCCCGGCGGCAGGAAAAAGCGUAAGAGUUUCGGAAAUUUGUCACACCUCGACCGUCGACAACGGUAACAUCCCUCAAAAUUCAUCUAGUUCCUUCAGUUGUGAUCCCAACGGGAAAAAACUGACAACCCGCGACAAAUCUCACUAUCACGAUUAUAUCGAAGAAGACAGCAUCGCCCACGAUGAAAACGUAAACGUGCUUCCAUCAAAACACUACACUCAAAUCAAAUCAAGUAGAAGAACUAAGCACUCAAAGAAGAAAGAAGCACGAGAUAAGGCUAGUAGUAACAACGCAUUCUCAAACAUGAGUUUCGAAGACAUCGGCAGCGACGAGGACAAGAGCGUUCUCAACCGUUCUUUCACCAGAGACCAAAACUCGGGUAGCAACAAGUCUACUCAUUCGAUUAAAAAGACACUGACAUGAAUACAUUUCUAAUAUUAAACCUUUUCC
This is a messenger RNA of Centruroides sculpturatus (bark scorpion), 2371 nucleotides long. RefSeq lists its product as uncharacterized. The transcript has 3 exons. Lineage: Eukaryota; Metazoa; Arthropoda; Arachnida; Scorpiones; Buthidae. The record is from RefSeq and is a predicted model, not a curated record. Bases 518 to 2344 code for a protein of 608 amino acids.